Oxyura jamaicensis (ruddy duck) is the source of this 3691-nucleotide messenger RNA. RefSeq names its product intraflagellar transport 81 (gene IFT81). Bases 247 to 2277 code for a protein of 676 amino acids. Gene Ontology annotation, molecular function: tubulin binding. Gene Ontology annotation, biological process: intraciliary transport; cilium assembly. The transcript is spliced from 18 exons. Lineage: Eukaryota; Metazoa; Chordata; Aves; Anseriformes; Anatidae. The record is from RefSeq and is a predicted model, not a curated record. Gene Ontology annotation, cellular component: centrosome; cilium; intraciliary transport particle B.
CCCGGCCUGGCAACCGUUACCAUGGUAACCGGGAGGCGCUGAGGGGAGGUGAAGGCCCAGGCGGCCCCGGCGCCUCAAGGCGCUGCCCCCCGAGGGUCUCGGCCCUUCCCUCGGAGCCGUGGGGCUGAAAAAGGCCUCGCCGAGGUGGUGCCUGGCCCCGCUGCCCUUGCAGCCGUCCCCCGGUCCCGUCGAGGCCUCCUCACAUCACCUCCGGCCGUGCCGCCGAGGCUCGCCCCGGCUUCCACCAUGAGUGACCAAAUGCAGUUCAUUGUUGAAAAGCUCAAUCAGGAGCCCUUCAGGAAGAGCUACAAUCUGAUCACGUUUGACUCCUUAGAGUCCGUGCAGCUCUUGCAGCUGCUCAAUGAUGUGCUGGGGGAGAUUGACCCGAAGCAUGUUGUUGACAUCAGAGAGGAGCUGCCAGAGCAAACAGCUAAAAGAAUGUUGACUCUCCUUGGUAUCCUUAAAUACAAACCUCCAGGAAGUAUAUCGGACUUGAGCGCAUUUCGCCAAGGGUUAGUUACGGGAAGCAAACCUGUAAUUCACCCUGUCUUACAUUGGCUUCUUCAGAGAACCAAUGAACUCAAGAAAAGAGCUUAUCUGGCACGUUUCUUAGUAAAAUUGGAAGUGCCAGUGGAGUUCCUGCAGGAUGACACUGUGGCUGACGUCAACAAACAGUAUGAAGAACUGAUGGAAGCAUUUAAAAACCUACAUAAGGAGUGUGAGCAGCUCAAAACAUCUGGCUUUUCUACUGCAGAAAUAAGAAGGGAUAUCAGUGCAAUGGAAGAAGAGAAAGAUCAACUCAUCAAAAGAGUAGAGCGUCUUAAGAAGAGGGUGGAGACAGUACAAAAUCAUCAACGAAUGCUCGAAAUAGCAAGACAGCUUCGCUUAGAAAAAGAGAGAGAAGAGUCUUUGGCUCAACAGAAACAAGAACAAAAAAAUCAGUUGUUCCAUGCAGAGCAGAGACUGCAAAGAGCACAGCUCCAGCUGAAAGAGAUGCAUCAUGCAGUAGUGGAUUCAAAACCUGAAAGUUUAAUGAAGAAACUGGAAGAGGAGAUAAAUUUCAAUUCAUACCUGGCUACUGAAAAAAUACCUAGGGAGCUUGAAAGCAAGAAGAAAUCGGUAUAUUUCUUACAAAAGACAGUUGCAGAGCCAGCUAUGAGUCAAUCAGAUCUCAAUGUACUUGAAAUCAAGAUAAAUGAAGUAAAUGCACAAAUAAAUCAGCUUGUUGAGAAAAGAAUGAGCAAGUAUGAGCCAAUUGAUAGUAAAUUUUCCAUGUAUCGCCAACAGGCAUCUAUAAUUUCCCGGAAAAAGGAAGCUAAGGCAGAGGAACUUCAGGCUGCUAAGGAAGAGAUGGCCAGCACAGAAAGACAGAUGCUACAGAAGACAAAUCAGGCCCAAGAGCUGGAAGGCUCUGAAGUUUUGAAAGGGGAUGAGUUUAAACACUAUGUUAAUAAGCUGCGUAGCAAGAACACAUUUUAUAAAAAGAAGCGACUGGAAAUAGCAGAAAUUACAGCUGAGUAUGGUAUCCUCCAGAGGACAGAAGAACUUCUAAAACAGCGCCACGAGGCUAUUCAGCAGCAGUUGCAAGCAAUUGAAGACAAAAAAGGUAUUUCUGGAUAUAGUUACACCCAGGAGGAGCUGGAAAGAGUAUCUGCAGUAAAGAGUGAAAUGGAUGAAAUGAAAGGCCGAACACUAGACAACAUGUCUGAAAUGGUAAAAAAACUGAAUACUAUGGUGGCAGAGAAGAAGUCCAGCCUAGCUCCUGUUAUCAAAGAACUGAGACAAUUGCGCCAGAAGUGCCAGGAAUUAACUCAAGAAUGCGAUGAAAAAAAAAUCCAGUAUGACAGUUGUGCAGCAGGGUUAGAGAGCAAUCGCUCCACACUGGAACAGGAAGUGAAAGGACUCCUUGAGGAGUGCAUUCAGGAAGAAAGCAACUACCAUUAUGUAAACUGCAUGAAGAGGAAUCUAGAAAUACAGCUACAACGUGCUAAAGAAGAAAUGAAGACAUACGUCUCCCCAGAUCCUCAGGAGAGACGAAAGGCAAUUCGAGAGCAGUACACACGAAUGAUCCUUGAGCAAGAAAACCUGGGGAAGAAAUUACGAGAGAAGCAGAAAGUUGUACGGGAAAGUCAUGGGCCAAAUAUGAAGCAAAUUAAAAUGUGGCAGGACUUCGAGCAGUUAAUGGAAUGUAAGAGAGAAUGUUUUCUAAAACAACAAAACCAAACAGCCAUUGGUCAAGUCAUUCAGGAAGGAGGUAAAGAUAGGCUUGUACUAUGAAUUCUGCCUUCUUUAUACCAGCAUAAAGUGGGAAGACAGUGUAUGGACUUCUUAAAGGUAACCUCUUACUCAACAUUGUUGCUUUCAUCAUUUCUGUAAAAAUUUGUUGUACUUUGUUUGGUUUUGGUGGAUAAACAAGGACGGCAACUAAGCACUCGAUGAAGCUUUUCCUCCAUUGUUUAAGUGACAACAAACCAUGGUUAGGAAGAUCUGUUAUGAAAUCUGCACUAGGGUGAACCUCAUCGUAAAUCUGGUUUAUGAGUCUGGGAAUGGCAUGCAUCUGCAGAGAGAUCAAAGGGAAAAAAAAUCCUUUUCCAGGGUCACAGAAAACUUAUGUAAUUGCUCUGCUCCUUAUUCUGUAUCUCUAAGAUUACAUUUUUGCAAGGUCUGGGACUCAAUAUUGUAUAAUUGUGGACCUCCUGGCUUGGCCCUCUCCUUCCCUAUUGUCUUUAUUCAUCUAGUGUGACUGGCAAGAAUGGAGCCAUUUUCUCUCUGAGCUGCACAGACCUUGCCUGCAUACCCCUAGUCAUACUUUCCUUGCAUGGUUGAAUUAAACUGAUUGUGCUUCCAGGAGACAGUUCAUUGCUACAGCGUCAGGAGUAGGUUCUGAGAACAAUUACUUGGAUUCUGAGCUUUUUUCCAUUGUCUCUUGUUGGUUUUAACAAAUGCGUUUUUUCUUGCACAUACACCUUUUUCUGAUUUUUCUUAGUUGCCCAUGUGAAAGUGCCAACUGUGCUCCCCUAAAGGCUUUCUCCAUUGAGGGCAUUUUGCUGUUUUACCCGUGCAGCAUGGUUCCGAAGUGGCUGCACUGCCCAAAGAGGGACAUCCCAGGGAAGGAGGGCUAUUGAUGGAUGUAGCUGUGGCACAGUGGUUCCUGUAUACGUCCGGCCAUGCCAAACAGGUAGAUAUGCAAAGCUCCCUCGUACUCUGGCUUUAACCUGUGAGCCACAGGCAACUGCCACUGCCCUUAAAAUUGCAUCGUGAGACCCGUGGCUGACCCAGGGUAAAAGGAAUGCAGAUGAGGCUUGAAACUGUCCCUCACGCUUCAUCAUUUCUGAUGAGCGCCUCUUAGUCACAAUCAAAGACUAGAAGCAGAGAGAUAAGUCUGGGUGACGAGAGCUCCUGCUGUUCUUCUUUAGUCUCUUGGCUUACUCAAUUUCUAGAUAGGUUUUUUCUUCUUCUUUUUUUUUUUUUUUUUAAUUUUUCCUGCCUAAAGUAGAAUGGACUUCAUCACUGAUAGUUCUUUCAGAUGUAAUUUGGACACAAAAAAUUAUUUAACUUUCUCUGACACCUACCUAUGAAAUCUGCUGCUGUUUUCUCUAUCAAGAGAGAGUCUGGUAACCGCAUAGUUCCUAGUUUGCCUUUACAUUAAAUAUGCUUGCUAACAGAACUAAAAUAAAAUAUGAUGACCCCA